UCUUCGCCCGCAAGGCCCAGUCCACCAAUAGCAACCUUUGUCGGGGUUAUCCAAUCCGGACCGAGACUGUCUACGCCAUGAGCCAAUCAGCUGUCAGUCCCAGCGGUUUGAACUGAGAGGCCGAGCGGGAACCGUUAGUGGUGCGAGAUCGAAAGGGAGAGCUGCAGGGAGCUACGCUGAGACGGGCUUUUACACACUGACUCCGGCAGUAAGCCCAUUUCGCACCCUCCUCUGAGUCCCGCCCUGAAGCGGCCGGACCAGGCCACUCGCCCGCAAUGACCACUAAGGAGAAUUGGGACCCACAGCGGCUCGGGAGCAGUAAGAGGCCAUUUACGCCGAAUAGGCUGUGUAGUCCAAAGCCUUGUCUGAAAAAGCAGCUGAGUGGAUCCUCCAUUCCUGUAUCACCGACAGCCAUCUUCUCAAAAAACAUGUCCAAAGUUGCUACUGUGGUGCCACAAGCAACAGGAUUCAGAAGUUUAAGAGGUGAUCUGAUCCAAGUCUUCAAGACCUUAAGAAAAGAUGCAUUGGGAUCUGGAGUUCAAGGAGUACUGGCAGAACCAGAAAACCAGCAGUUAGUUAAAAACUGGUCCAUCGAUGAUUUUGACAUUGGACGUCCCCUUGGAAAAGGCAAAUUUGGAAAUGUGUACAUGGCUCGUGAACGGGAAACAAAAUUUAUCCUGGCACUGAAAGUGCUUUUCAAGUCUCACCUUGAGAAAGAAAAUGUUGAGCAUCAGCUCCGAAGAGAAAUUGAAAUUCAGUCCCAUCUCAAGCAUCCGAACAUCUUGAGGCUUUACAACUAUUUCUUUGAUCGAACAAGAAUUUACUUAAUGUUAGAAUUUGCUCCUCGUGGAGAGUUGUACAAAGAGCUGCAGAAACGAGGCUGCUUCACUGAACAACAGAGUGCUACCUACAUGUUGGAACUGGCCGAUGCAUUACUUUAUUGUCAUUUAAAGAAGGUGAUUCAUAGAGACAUCAAACCAGAGAAUCUACUACUUGGUCUGCGUGGGGAAUUGAAAAUAGCUGACUUUGGCUGGUCUGUGCAUGCUCCGUCAUCCAGAAGAAAGACUUUAUGCGGCACUUUGGAUUACCUGCCUCCAGAGAUGGUGGAAGGGCGGUUGCAUGAUGAAAAAGUAGACUUAUGGUGCCUGGGCAUUCUAUGCUACGAAUUCCUGGUAGGACACCCUCCAUUUGAAUCAUCAUCUCACCAAGAGACCUACAGGAAAAUCUGUAAGGUGGAAAUCCAUUUUCCAUCCAGCAUGUCAGAUGGUGCCAAGAGUCUGAUCAGCCAGUUGCUUCGACAUAAUCCAGUCCUGAGACUUCCCCUCAAGGGCGUGAUGGAACAUCCAUGGGUGAAAGCCAAUGCUCGGAGGCUCCUUCCACCAGAAUGUACAACCAGUGGAGAGAAUGAAGGAGCUCACUAACUCGUAUACAAGCCAUGUAAUUAGCAAUCUUGUGUGAAUAUACAAUACUUUAUACUUAGUUUUUGUACUUCAUGUCUUUUCUCUAUCCUUAAUCCUCCCUUGAUGUGGUUUCAGCUGUUUCUAUCUUCUCAACUUGGAGCUGACCUUAGAAUGUAGUGUUGAUAUCGAUAUUCACAAAGAUUAAGUCACUUGGUACAAAUUUUGAAUAUUGCUGAAGAUUUAGCUUAUACUCACUAGCACAUUCUAAAUAAUCUCCAAUUUAUACUACACAAGUGUCAAUUUGUUGACCAGUUUCAUGUCUCAAGUUCAGCUUUUAAUAUUUUUCUUAACUGUUGAGUGCCUUGAGUUAUUUAUUGUAAAUCAUGUUCUCCAUACUGGCAUUCAAUCUGCUUUGUUGCUUUAGUGUAAAUGACAGUGAUUGGUUCUGAAGCAACUCUAAUGUAUGUGUUGGGUCAAAGGAGCUGACUGAGCUCUGCCAGAUUGAAUUACUUUGAGUUGUUUCUUUUUGCUGCAUACAGCCAUUAUAUAAAUUUUUGCAAACUGCCUCUAAGUUAUUCAGAGAGCAUUAACAUUUUUAGGCAGCAGUGUCUGUGACACUUCCUUGCGCAACCAGAUGCCACAUUCUUAGUCAUGAACUCUGUUUUAUUUGCAAAUAAAAGUAUCCUGAAAUUA
Messenger RNA from Stegostoma tigrinum, 2093 nucleotides. Its product is annotated as aurora kinase C-like. Gene Ontology annotation, cellular component: spindle pole centrosome; spindle microtubule; chromosome passenger complex. The transcript is spliced from 9 exons. Gene Ontology annotation, molecular function: ATP binding; protein kinase activity. The coding region runs from base 276 to 1421 and encodes 381 amino acids. The record is from RefSeq and is a predicted model, not a curated record. Lineage: Eukaryota; Metazoa; Chordata; Chondrichthyes; Orectolobiformes; Stegostomatidae. Gene Ontology annotation, biological process: regulation of cytokinesis; protein phosphorylation; mitotic spindle organization.